AACUAAAACUCAGAAAGGCAGUCGGUAAACAGAAGAGCUGGUUCCUGCCUUCUAGGGGGUUUGCCAGGUUCGUGAGAAGUCCUAAUGUGUCACAGGGCAGACCGUCGUGAGAGACGUCAGGACAAGGAUGUUUCACUUAAGGACUUGUGCUGCUAAGUUGAGGCCAUUGACGGCUUCCCAGACUGUGAAGACAUUUUCACAAAACAGACCAGCAGCAGCUAGGACGUUGGGGCAGAUUCGGUGCUUUACCGCCCCCGUUGCUGCUGAGCCCUUCCUCAGCGGGACUAGUUCCAACUAUGUGGAAGAAAUGUAUUAUGCGUGGUUGGAAAACCCCAAAAGCGUACACAAGUCAUGGGACAUUUUUUUCCGCAACACCAAUGCUGGAGCGCCGCCGGGCACCGCCUACCAAAGCCCGCUCCCCCUGAGCCCGGGCUCCCUGUCUGCCAUGGCGCGAGCACAGCCCCUGGUGGACGCCCAGCCCAACGUGGACAAGCUGGUGGAGGACCACCUGGCAGUGCAGUCUCUCAUCAGAGCCUACCAGAUACGAGGGCACCAUGUAGCGCAGCUGGACCCCCUGGGGAUUUUGGACGCCGAUCUGGACUCGUCCGUGCCCGCUGACAUUAUCUCCUCCACAGACAAACUUGGGUUCUAUGGCCUGGACGAGUCCGACCUGGACAAGGUCUUUCACCUGCCCACCACGACGUUCAUCGGGGGGCAGGAGUCGGCUCUUCCUCUUCGGGAGAUCAUCCGGCGGCUGGAGAUGGCCUACUGUCAGCACAUCGGGGUGGAGUUCAUGUUCAUCAACGACCUAGAGCAGUGCCAGUGGAUCCGGCAGAAGUUCGAGACGCCCGGGGUCAUGCAGUUCACCAGUGAGGAGAAGCGGACCCUGCUGGCCAGGCUCGUGCGGUCCACCAGGUUUGAGGAUUUCCUGCAGCGAAAGUGGUCGUCUGAGAAGCGCUUCGGUCUGGAAGGGUGCGAGGUGCUGAUCCCUGCGCUCAAGACCAUCAUCGACAAGUCCAGUGAGAACGGGGUGGACUACGUGAUCAUGGGGAUGCCCCACAGGGGGCGGCUCAACGUGCUUGCCAACGUCAUCAGGAAGGAGCUGGAACAGAUUUUCUGUCAGUUCGAUUCCAAGCUGGAAGCCGCUGAUGAGGGUUCUGGGGACGUGAAAUACCACCUGGGGAUGUACCACCGGCGGAUCAACCGCGUGACCGACAGGAACAUCACCCUGUCACUGGUGGCGAACCCUUCCCACCUCGAGGCCGCCGACCCCGUGGUGAUGGGCAAGACGAAGGCGGAGCAGUUCUACUGCGGGGACACAGAAGGGAAGAAGGUCAUGUCUAUCCUUCUGCACGGAGACGCCGCCUUUGCCGGCCAGGGCAUCGUGUAUGAGACCUUCCACCUGAGCGACCUGCCCUCCUACACGACUCACGGCACCGUCCACGUGGUCGUCAACAACCAGAUCGGCUUCACCACGGACCCGCGCAUGGCCCGCUCCUCGCCCUACCCCACUGACGUGGCCCGCGUUGUGAAUGCCCCCAUUUUCCACGUGAACUCGGACGACCCAGAGGCCGUCAUGUACGUGUGCAAGGUGGCGGCCGAGUGGCGGAGCACCUUCCACAAGGACGUGGUGGUGGACCUGGUGUGUUACCGGCGCAACGGCCACAACGAGAUGGACGAGCCCAUGUUCACGCAGCCCCUCAUGUACAAGCAGAUCCGCAAGCAGAAGCCCGUGCUGCAGAAGUACGCUGAGCUGCUGGUGUCCCAGGGCGUGGUCAACCAGCCCGAGUACGAGGAGGAAAUCUCCAAGUACGACAAGAUCUGUGAGGAGGCCUUCACCAGGUCCAAGGAUGAGAAGAUCCUGCACAUCAAGCACUGGCUGGAUUCCCCCUGGCCCGGCUUCUUCACGCUGGACGGGCAGCCGAGGAGCAUGACCUGCCCCUCCACGGGCCUGACGGAGGACAUCCUGACGCACAUCGGGAAUGUGGCCAGCUCCGUGCCCGUGGAGAACUUCACCAUCCAUGGAGGGCUGAGCCGCAUCCUGAAGACCCGCGGGGAGCUGGUGAAGAACAGGACCGUGGACUGGGCUCUGGCGGAGUACAUGGCCUUCGGCUCGCUCCUGAAGGAGGGCAUCCAUAUCCGGCUGAGCGGCCAGGAUGUGGAGCGCGGCACCUUUAGCCACCGCCACCACGUGCUCCAUGACCAGAAUGUGGACAAGAAGACCUGCAUCCCCAUGAACCACCUCUGGCCCAACCAGGCCCCCUACACCGUGUGCAACAGCUCGCUGUCUGAGUACGGGGUCCUGGGCUUUGAGCUGGGCUUUGCCAUGGCCAGCCCCAACGCCCUGGUCCUCUGGGAGGCCCAGUUUGGGGACUUCCACAACACGGCCCAGUGCAUCAUCGACCAGUUCAUCUGCCCGGGACAGGCCAAGUGGGUCCGGCAGAACGGCAUUGUGCUGCUGCUGCCCCAUGGAAUGGAGGGCAUGGGCCCAGAACAUUCCUCCGCCCGGCCGGAGCGGUUCCUGCAGAUGUGCAAUGAUGAUCCGGAUGUCCUGCCGAACCUGGAGGAAGCCAACUUCGACAUAAACCAGCUGUAUGACUGCAACUGGGUUGUCGUUAACUGCUCCACUCCCGGCAACUUCUUCCACGUGCUGCGGCGUCAGAUUCUCCUGCCCUUCCGGAAGCCGCUAAUCAUCUUCACCCCCAAGUCCUUGCUGCGGCACCCCGAGGCCAGAACCAGCUUCGAUGAGAUGCUCUCAGGAACCCACUUCCAGCGGGUCAUCCCAGAAGAUGGCCUUGCAGCCCAGAACCCAGAAAACGUCAAGAGACUUCUGUUCUGUACGGGCAAGGUGUACUAUGACCUCACCCGGGAGCGGAAGGCACGGGGCAUGGCGGAGCAGGUGGCCAUCACGAGGAUCGAACAGCUCUCCCCAUUCCCCUUCGACCUCCUGCUGCGGGAGGUGCAGAAGUACCCCAACGCCGAGCUGGGCUGGUGCCAGGAAGAGCACAAGAACCAGGGCUACUACGACUAUGUGAAGCCCAGGCUGCGGACCACCAUCAGCCGCGCCAAGCCCGUGUGGUAUGCCGGCCGGGACCCCGCCGCCGCUCCAGCCACCGGCAACAAGAAGACCCACCUCACGGAGCUACAGCGCCUCCUGGACACGGCCUUCGACCUGGACGCCUUCAAGAACUUCUCGUAGACGCCGCCUGGGCCGCUGCCCUCCACAGCCACGGCCGCCCCUCGCUUCUCAACUAAAGAAUAGUGCCUCAGCGCUGCCCGCACCUCUGCCCGUCUGCUGCACCGCACUCCCCCUCUCCCGCUUACCCAUUAGGCUGCUGUCCCCCGUGUGCUUGGCUGCUCCCCCAGGCCAGAGGCCCCCAGGCGCUGUGACUUCCGUGCGGCUGAGCAUCCUUCGUGGAGGCCGCAGGGAGCAGGAGGAGAGGGAGCCCCUGCAGGUGUCCUGGGAGGGUCAGCUGUGCCCCAGCCCUCCCGCUGCCCCCGCAGGACCAGCCUCGUGUGGCCUCCCAGGUACCAGCCGUCCUGGUCGCCCAGCACAGGGGCUGGUGCACCUGGACAAAGUGGCCACCUCUUCCCAGCCCGAGCCCCAGGCCCCUCAGAGGGAGCCGUCGCUGUCCAGACUUCACGGGGUGGGCUGGGCUCUGGUGGGACUCUCCCUGUGCAUAGAGCCGUGGCACUGCUUGGGGCGGCUGGCAGGAGGGGGGCCUGUGCCCGGCCUGGUACAGAGAGGGCAGGUCCGCUCUCUGCAGUGUCCACUCCCACCCCUCGAGAGGGUCCCGGACCACGGGUGGAGGCCGUGCAGGUUUCACCCACCUGGGGCUCAGGGCUCAGGCCAGGCUGCUGCCCGCCCGCCCGGCAGGCUGGCUCACUCCGACACUGUGGAGACGGAAGGGUUCUUCUCUGUGCCGCCACGCCACAGCUGGUCGGGAGGGGAGAGGAAUGCCAGGGCCGACAGGCAGCUGGAGGAGAGGGGUGGCUUCCCUCAUCCGUCACAGGGACAGAUCUGAUUUAUUUAUUUUGGUUAAAAAAAAGAACAAAACAACUUUGCAUUGCAUUUGGCUUGACCCAUAAACGAAGUUACCCUUGG
This is a messenger RNA of Callorhinus ursinus (northern fur seal), 4105 nucleotides long. The record is from RefSeq and is a predicted model, not a curated record. NCBI's taxonomy places the organism in Eukaryota, Metazoa, Chordata, Mammalia, Carnivora, Otariidae.